UCGAGUUAGUUUCGUUUUCAGUUUGAGGGAAGAGGGGAAAUGAUGUGACUGCUAGGCCCAGCCGUCGGACCAGACGUAUUAAAGCCUUUGGGUUUGUUUUAGCUUUAAUAUAUCGAUAUAUUCGACGCUCUGUGUGUUUUUGUUUUGUUUGUAGCUUCGCUUCAUAUCUAGUUCCACGCGGUUCUGAUCGGCGUUAGACGCCCAGGUAGCGCUGCGUUGUGGUGUAGCUACAUUACACAGGCUAAUCCUCGAGCAGCUUUCGAGACAUAUCGGUCGUCGUAAUGUUGGGAGAAUCGUCCAUACAGCCCGAAUGGCUCUCCGAAGAGGUCAAAACCGGGACUACAAUCAUAGCAAUAGGGUAUGAAGGGGGGGUCGUUCUUGGCUCCGACUCACGCGUGUCUGCCGGGGCUUCAGUGGUGAAUCGGGUCAUGAACAAGCUCUCGCCACUCCAUGAUAAGAUCUACUGUGCUCUGUCUGGAUCUGCUGCUGAUGCUCAGACCAUUGCAGAAAUCGUCAACUAUCAACUUGACGUGCACAGUAUUGAGGUGGGAGAAGACCCCCUAGUUCGCUCAGCUGCUACGUUAGUGAAGAACAUCUCCUACAAGUACAAAGAGGAACUUUCUGCUCAUCUCAUUGUUGCAGGCUGGGACAGGAGAGCUGGCGGACAGGUCUAUGUGACACUGGAUGGCUUGCUGUCUAUGCAGCCAUUUGCCGUUGGUGGCUCAGGCAGUUCAUACAUCUAUGGAUUUGUAGAUGCAGAAUACCGGAAAGGCAUGACAAAGAAAGAAUCCCAGGAGUUUGUUGUGAACGCGCUAACUCUGGCUAUGGGCAGAGAUGGUUCUAGUGGAGGUGUUGCUUACCUUGUUACCAUUGACCAAGAGGGAGCUGUGGAGCGGUGCAUUCCAGGAAAUGAACUACCUACAUUUUUUGACCAGUGAAAAAAGAGGACUUUCAUAUGCACUAGAAAUAACAUUUGUAUUACCAAAUGUCAUAAUCCUAAUCCUAAAUAUAAAGUACAUACAUAUUGGCUAAACCCAAAAACUAAUGUCAGAUUCUAAGCAUUUCCAACAUUGACAAGAUGUGGCAUAUUUUUUCAAUGUUCAGAAAAUAAAUAAAAACAGUUUGAACAUA
Pygocentrus nattereri (red-bellied piranha) is the source of this 1131-nucleotide messenger RNA. RefSeq names its product proteasome 20S subunit beta 9a (gene psmb9a). Gene Ontology annotation, molecular function: threonine-type endopeptidase activity. The coding region runs from base 282 to 938 and encodes 218 amino acids. Lineage: Eukaryota; Metazoa; Chordata; Actinopteri; Characiformes; Serrasalmidae. The transcript is spliced from 6 exons. The record is from RefSeq and is a predicted model, not a curated record. Gene Ontology annotation, cellular component: proteasome core complex.